Molecule: messenger RNA, 2603 nt
Organism: Opisthorchis viverrini
Lineage: Eukaryota; Metazoa; Platyhelminthes; Trematoda; Opisthorchiida; Opisthorchiidae
Exons: 2
Coding region: 305-2107 (600 amino acids)
Biological process (GO): protein depalmitoylation
Cellular component (GO): plasma membrane; endosome membrane
Molecular function (GO): palmitoyl-(protein) hydrolase activity
Source: RefSeq, a predicted model, not a curated record
CACGUUGACCGUCGGUCCCAGUGUUCUAGACUGUUGCUGUCGCCCAGUCGAAUGGCAAAAGACGACGGACUGGGCUCUCCCAUCCUCGUUUGUCGCGUUUAGAGGCUUAUUUCUCUUACUGUUGUUAUCAGCCUUCGUCGGCAGCAAUCACAUGCCCACACCCAAUCCAUCCCUCAACAGCUUGGCCAACUUUCCCCUAUCUUUCACAGUGUUCCGGUCGACAACAACCAACAGCUCUUAUUCUCAGGCCUUUUGAAUUACGGUGUACAUUUGUAUUUAUGAAUCUGCGUUUCGCUAACUUGACAUGAACGAACUAAACUGCAACAGCAUUUGUCAUCUUUUGUGCUGUCCCCCAGUCCCUUCUAAAAUUGCUGCAAAGUUGGCCUUCAUGCCCCCUCCAGCAAGUUACGAACUGUCAUUGGAUGAGACUUCUGGGAAGUUGUCAUUCGUGUACGCUCCAUUUAUGCGGGAAACCUUCAUGGCAUUCGUGCCGGAUAACCUCGAAGUAACUACCGCAACCACUCGAAGAGGAAACAGAAUUGCAAUAGUAUACAUGCGGAAUAACCCGUCUAGCAAGCUGACUUUUCUGUUGAGCCAUGGAAACGCUGUAGACCUUGGGCUAAUGGUUACUUUUAUGCACGAGCUUGGAACAAAACUUAAUGUCAAUAUGAUGUGCUAUGAUUAUUCCGGGUACGGAGCAUCCACCGGUAAACCUCUCGAGAAAAACCUGUAUGCCGAUGCUGAAUGUGCACUUGAAGUACUUCAAAAGGAGUUCGGUGUACCGUUGCGACAGGUAGUGUUGUACGGGCAGAGUAUAGGCACAGUUCCCACCGUCCAUUUGGCAACGUUGUACCGUGUCGCUGCUGUUGUCCUUCAUUCGCCACUGAUGUCGGGUCUGCGUGUAGCUUUUCCCCGCCUUCGAAGAAAUUACUGUUGCGAUGUCUUUUCGAAUCUAACCCGCGCUUCUCGAAUUAUCUCCCCGACGCUCAUCAUCCAUGGGACACGUGAUGAUGUGGUCCACGUGAACCACGGUCAGCGAAUAUGUUCAGCUCUAGCGGACCAUCUUGUACUAGAUCCCCUGUUUAUCGAAGGUGCCGGUCAUAAUGAUUGUGAAAUGUUCCCUCAGUAUCUUAUGAGGUUAGCCAAAUUGACCAAUGUUGAGAUCCCUCAGAUGGACGAAAAAACAAGUUCUCUGGAGGCUUUGGUACAUUCGCUUGAAAAGGACGAGAAUCUCCCGGAGGACGACCAGGAUGACCUCUCCGCUUGCAGUGGUAGUACUAGCAGUAGCAGUACUGAUAACGAAACAGAAUUGUCUCCAUCGAGUUCCACUCGUCUUUCACCAGACUUGUUGAACACAUCAUCCGGUGAUGGAUUCAAGCACAAAACUCGUCCAAAUUUCAAAAAGAUUUCACCCAUAUUGGCCGAUCAACUUCGUAUGCUUCUAUCCAAACGCACAAAUAAUCUAUUCCGCAAAUUGUCAACACGGUCGGCAAGGUCUGUUCCGUCGGAGGAACAACAUGCUUCCACAACAUAUGGCCCGAAACGUUCUUGUGUUGCAGCCUGUUCGGCUCCGCAGCAAAUCAUCCGUACGCCGUUCGCGCCGUGCAACACUGGAACGAAACCGGACGCGUCGGUCGAAGAUGUGAAUGAUGUUGUGAUCAGCCAAAGGAUAUCAUCACAUUCAAGUGCGGUUUGCGAAUCAGGAAGCAAAUCUUCCGAAGAGUUGGAAGACCUACUUCCUCCUCCACCGCCGCCUCCUCCUGAUACCCAAGGACUCUUGAUAUCCAAUGAACUUCUCUGGCACAUUCACCAAUCAAAAUACAGGAAAACUUUUACGCUUCCACGUGAUUUCCCCCCUCCAGGAAGUAACAAAUAUCAAGCGCCUGAUAACCUUACUCAGAAAGACAAGACUUGUACUCUACCUAGAAUGUUUUCUCCUACUGCUCCGUUUCACUCGAAUGGUUUCACCGAAGGCCCGCCUACGUCGUUCAAGAAUCUACCCGACUCAGCUCUAAUCAAAUCUUCCGGUCCUCCAUCAAGGGAGUCACUCCCUAACACAGACAACCCGCUUCACGCCGCUAGUCCUCCACAAGCAAUUAGCACGUGAUAUCUUAAGUUUCUUUCACAAUCCUUUUCAAACUUUAUUUUUGGCUUGGCUGGUGCGGAGGGUGCUAUAACAUAUAUCGACUCAUCAUAUCCCGCUUUCGUCAUACGUUUCACUCCACCCUGUUUUCUGUCCGGGUGUAUGCGUUUCCAACUCAGCCUGCACGAUCCAGGUCUGCCAAGUGGCAUUUGAACAAUUUAUUACCUGUAUGUGAUUGCUUUUUUUUACGUUGAAAUGUGUGCAUGGCUCAGUACGAGAGUGACAGACUGCUUCCCCCUUAAUUCAUCUACUUACUGAAGGUUUAUUCCUUGAUUACGAUCUCGAUCCUCUUACCGGUGCUCAUGUUAUUGCUUAGUACUCAUCAUCCCAAGUAGGAUUCAUGCAUUUUCGGUUUCUCUCUACCAUAUGCAUCUUUGCUGGUAAAGACGUCUUUUCCAGCUCAACUGUUAGUGUUUUUGUUGUUGUUACUGUUGUACUUGAUCGUCUCUUUAUUUGCCCA